GAGGUAAAAAUGGCACCAUCGGAUAGUUUGGAAUGUUUUGCACACGAUUAGACUGCUUUUUACUCAAAAGAAGAGAAAAAAUAUUUUGAAUUUAUGCGUGCUAAUUCUGAAAAAGGGCCACUGUGCGAUGGCAGCUGAUGCCAUACUACCUGGCGGUGGACGACACCGGCACACAAGGCUCGCCACAAUCUGACAACGAUGGAGAAACCACUGACGAGGAGCAGCGCGGCGGAGACGAGGAGCGGACGUCGGAGGGUGUGCCUCCCCUUCACCAGGAGCGGUGGCGGCUCCUGAAGCAGAGACACCAGCGGCGCUGGCAGGAGCUGGAGCAGCAACACGAGGUGCAGUGGAGAGCUACGGAGCGACGAGGCUACCGGCACAAACUUAGACUGAACGAAAGACACGCUGAGGAGCGCCAGAAGCUACAACUGAAACACAACCAAGGGUGGUGGGGCUUGCGCUUGCAUCACUACAACGAACGCAUAGAGCUUCAUCAGAAUCAGAAUCAGAAAAUGCGAACACGAUCACAGAUGCAAAGGUGGAAAGAGCUGGAGGAAAAUCACCAGGUGCAAUGGGACAGUCUUCAGCAGAAGCUGCAUCUGCAGUGGCAAGAGAUGGAGCAGAGACAUCGACGAGAGUCACUAGAGCUAGAGAAGAGAUAUCCAAACUGCCGGCUAGAGGAGGAAGCGAUGAGACAUCUCGAGGUAUGCGGGAGAAGAUACCAGUGCCUACAGAAGGAACUGGAGACGGAUCUGGAGAAGGAAAGCGACAAGGCUCUGCUGGAGCAGCAACGGCUUCAGCAAGGACCGACACAGGAGGACGGCGGCGGCGGCAGAAAGGCCGGUGGCGAGCAGCGGUGUGGCUCAGACGAGGAGUGGACAUCGCGGGUGGAGAGGUGGCAGCCCGGCCAGCUCCGCAAGAGACGACACGAGCAGCUGUGGGAAGGGCCGGAGCAGCUAGGAGAGGAGCCAAGGCAGCUUCAGAAGGGGCUGCGACAGCCGAGGGAGGGUCUGGAGCAGCGUGGAAGGACCUGAGCAGCCAGAUCUCGGAGACGGACACUGCCCCGGAGAGGCAGCACAGUGAGACGCGUCCGUGUCUGGGUCUGUCAGACGACGAGAAGCGCUAAGGACGGAGAGGCAUCGUCGUCCAUCAGUUCAGGCUGCCAUGGUGGUGUGUUGCGGGCUCACCACGGAUUACCACACCGUACCUAUUUGAAUCAGGUGUCAUGAUUGUUUCGAUAUAAUAACGCCGAUCACGUUGAAACGUCGCAUAUCGUUAGACAUUAAGCUAUGUAGUUUCGUAUUUUCAUGAAUCACGGUUGUAGUGCAACUCACGAGCACCCAACCGUGCGAUCACGUGCAGGGCUGACUUCCAGGGCUCACACUGGUUGCUCAGUCGUUUGUCGACCACUGCCAAAACGUGCUACUAUAUACAUACUGUCGUUGGUAAGUAGGUAGGUAGGUAGAUAGGUAUACAUAAGUAGAUAUACAUGUAGAUAGUUACAAGGAUUUAAAAUGGAUACGGAUACAUACCUAUGAGGAGAUCAUGCAGUUGGUCGCUUGCAUCAUGGAUCAUCAACAUACGGUGUAUACCACUGGUGGAAUAUGAGGGCCCCGGCCACUACAAAAGUACAUGAAAUGCGCCUCAUUAUGGUGCAUGUCUUGGUUGCAGUUGCGCGUCCUCUAUUGCACUUCUCUCCGGGAUGUAGGUAAAGCCGCGCCCUCUGCAGUCGCUGGGAUAGCUCCCCAAUGGUCGUCACGUAACGCCCUCUACCAGCCAGGGUAGUGGGCACCUACUGCUGCCAAAAGUGAGCUGCAUACCUACUAUACUCGUAGGAUGUCUUCACUUCCGAAAGCUCACCUCUCUCAGCUUUUAGUGUGAACAGACUCCAUCGGAGAGAGGGAUUAAAACGAUUCGCAAAUAUGAUGACAUUUUGGAAAAGCCACAAGGGCACAUCGGAGCGCUAAGCAUUCGUGGUUUACGUGAAAUUGUGCUGUAAAGCCUAAAGAAAAUCCCAAUACAAAGUGAAUAACCAUGUGCCGACCUAAAUGGGCGGUAAGUGUAACUGAGCAUGCAUGAUGUCAUUUUUGCAUACAUUUUGCUGUAUACCCAACAUUGUCAGUUGUCACGUUAUCAACAUUGUCAACAUUGUCAAGUGUCUGUCACUUUGCGUGAAGAUAGUGACCGUACUGAAUAUAUGACUUUCAACAUAAA
This is a messenger RNA of Amphibalanus amphitrite, 2214 nucleotides long. Its product is annotated as golgin subfamily A member 6-like protein 7. The record is from RefSeq and is a predicted model, not a curated record. NCBI's taxonomy places the organism in Eukaryota, Metazoa, Arthropoda, Thecostraca, Balanomorpha, Balanidae. Bases 138 to 1034 code for a protein of 298 amino acids. The transcript is spliced from 3 exons.